Messenger RNA from Acanthosepion pharaonis, 972 nucleotides. The record is from the annotation of a GenBank genome assembly. NCBI's taxonomy places the organism in Eukaryota, Metazoa, Mollusca, Cephalopoda, Sepiida, Sepiidae.
AUGUAUAUCUACAUCCAAUUUUAUUCUUUUCUUCAUUCUGCAAUAUCGACCUCACUUUCUUCUUUUUUCCUAGUCUUUUUUUUUAUCAUACUUUAUCUUCCUGACUUCUUCUCAUUUUCUUCUCUAUGCCAUUUCUUAUCUUUUACUUUUUUUUACCGUUUUUCAUUCACUUAUUUCUUUUCUUUGAUUUUCUUUUCCUCUCCAUUUUUAAUUGUCUUCAUCUUGUCUUACUUAUGUCUUCUUUCUUCAUUUUCAUCUGUUUCCCUUUUAUAUUUAUUUUCCUUUUUUCUCUUUCUCUUUUACUUCUUCUUCUUUAUCUACUCUUCUUUCAUUUUCUCUUCACUUAAAAUCAUUUUGCUUCUUUUCUCUUUCAUCCCUUCAUCUAUUCUUUUUUUCACAAUCCUUAUUCUUUUACCUUCUUUAUUUCCCUCCUGUGCUCUUUCGUUCCCCCGUUUUAUUGUCUGUCUUUCUUUCUUUCGACUUUUGUCGUAUUCUUCUUUUCUUCAUUUAACUCAUAUAUCCUUUUUUAUCAUCUUUCCAUUUUUCGUCCUUUUCGAUUUUUCACUCUUACCUUUUUCUUUUUCUUCAUCCAUUUACAAUUUUCUUUUUUUCCUUUUUAUUUCACCUUCUCUUUCUUUUCUCUUACUUCCUCUCGUUUUCUCCCUCUACACUUUUUUGUUGUCGUCGUUAUUUUUUCUUACCUUCUCUUCUGUUCAUAUUCUUUUUUCUUUCCUUGUAGUUUUCCCAUUUUCUUUCUUUACCUUUUCUCUUUCUUUUCCUUUUCCCAAUACGCUUCCUUUAGUCAUCUUUCACAUAUUUCUUCCUCUCAUUUCUAAUCUUUUUUUUUCUUUGUCUUUCUCUUUCCUUUCCAGUACUAUUGUCUUUUCCUUUGCUACUCUAUUUUUUAUUAUUAUUAUUACCUUUUGUUUUCUUCGUCUUUGGAUAUUCUCUUUCUUCGGAUGUCUUUUAUAA